CUCGCAUACGUUUUGUACAUCCAUUCAUUAAGUGACAAGAUGGCGAUUGAGACGAAUAAACUUUUGCUGUCCACACAGCAGGAAAAACCUAAUCAUUAUACAUAUUUAAAGGAAUUUCGCGUAGAACAAUGUCAAUCGUUUCUACAGCACAAAUGCAAUCAGCACCGUCCGUUUGUAUGCUUCAAUUGGCAUUUUCAAAAUCAAAGACGCCGCAGACCGAUACGAAAGCGGGAUGGUACAUUUAAUUAUAGUGCUGAUAAUUAUUGUACAAAAUAUGAUGAAACCACAGGAAUAUGUCCAGAUGGAGACGAUUGCCCAUUUUUGCAUCGUACCGCUGGCGAUACUGAAAGGCGUUAUCAUUUGCGCUAUUACAAGACAUGCAUGUGUGUACAUGAUACCGAUAGUCGUGGUUAUUGUGUUAAAAAUGGGCAUCAUUGCGCCUUUGCUCAUGGUGCCCAAGAUCAAAGGCCAGCCGUUUAUGAUAUUAAGGAAUUAGAAGCAUUACAAAAUGCUGAACUAACACUAGAUGGAGCUAAUGCACAGAAUGCAUUAGACAAAGAAAGAAAUCUAAUGAAUGAGGAUCCCAAAUGGCAGGAUACUAACUAUGUAUUGGCCAAUUAUAAGACGGAACCUUGCAAAAGGCCACCCAGAUUGUGUAGACAAGGCUAUGCUUGUCCACAAUACCAUAAUAGUAAAGAUAAGAGACGUAGUCCACGUAAAGUUAAAUACAGGUCAACACCUUGUCCCAAUGUGAAACACGGCGAAGAAUGGGGUGAACCUAGCAAUUGUGAAGCUGGCGAUAAUUGUCAAUAUUGUCACACUCGUACGGAACAACAAUUUCAUCCGGAAAUCUACAAGUCUACCAAAUGCAAUGACGUUCAACAGGCUGGUUACUGUCCUCGUAGUGUAUUUUGUGCAUUUGCUCAUGUUGAACCCUAUAUUGUCACUGAGGAGAAGCCCCGUGAUUUAGAUGCGAUUACAACAAAUUUAGCUCUAAGUGAUUUAAUAUCAAAUGCUUUGCCAGAUAUCAAAACUAAGGAUGCUACCAACAACAAAACAGGACUAAUGACAAUUGGCGAAAAUUUAUUGAAUAUUGAUGGUAAUGAUUCCACCAAUAAUAUGUUGGUUAAUGCAUUGGAGAAAUCCGCUGCUAAUCAGAGCAAAUAUUUAAACUACUCUUUGCCAAUGGACAGAAUUUCCUGUUCCAUAGAUGAGCAACGUGAUAAUGCCUUGUCGGCCAGUUUAGCUAAUAGCAGUUUAAUAACACGUUCCUCAGCACCCAUAAACAUUCCGAAUUCGGCUCUUAAUAAUUCUAUAGGUGAUUUUAAUUCCGGUGGUUUUGCUGUCAACAUUCCCUACAGUCCUACCAAUCACUCCAAUCUUUUUAAUGUUGAUGCUUUCAAUUAUGGCGGUUCCAAUUCAAAUAAACUUAGCAAUUCUCUUACGGCUGCUACACAAAACGAUUGCAGUAAUAAUUUCUUUUUUCCUUCUCAUAUCAUAUCGCCGGGUUUUAAUGAUGGUCUCUCGAUUAGUCCUUCGGUACGUUUGUCUGAAUUGAAUAAUUUAACAGAUGACUUAAAUAGUGGUUCGGUGGGCAAUAGUUUAACCACAAAUAAAAAUGCAUUUUCUUUGCAAUCAUUGCAUACGCAAAAUAAUGGCGAUGUUAGUCGUAUGACUAUGGAAAUGAUGACUAUUAAAGCUCAAUUAUUGAAAUUGACUAGAAGUAUGGAGGAUAUUACAAGGAAGUUCAACUCUGCUAAACAGGAGGCAUUAGAAUGGAAAGAUCGUUAUGAAGCGGCACAAAUACAAAUGAAUUUAUCAUCAGAACUUAGGAAUUUAUCAAUACAAAAACUAAAACAACUACAGUCAAAGUUACGCACAGAUUUGGAAGAUGUUGAAAAAGUUUUAUAUUUGGAAAAUGCCAAGAAAUGCAUGAAAUGUGAAGAAAAUAAUCGUACUGUAACACUAGAACCCUGUAAUCAUUUCAUUUUAUGCGAUUCCUGUGCUACAUCGGUAACAGAAUGUCCCUAUUGUCAAAUGCCAGUAGCAACAACACACACUUAAAAAAAACUACUAAAAAGGAUAUAAAAGCUUGUUUCAGCAGAAUCUAUAAAAGGAAUAAAGUUAAAAGCAGUAAAAUAGAGAAAAAAGGUAGGAAUUUCUUUAAUUUUUCUUUCUCUCGAUUUAAGUAAGAAAAAUUGUAUUUGAUUUAUAACGGCGUAUUUCUUUAAAUUAGAGUAAACAAUAAA
This is a messenger RNA of Lucilia sericata (common green bottle fly), 2249 nucleotides long. It is a transcript of the gene unk, whose product is annotated as RING finger protein unkempt. The record is from RefSeq and is a predicted model, not a curated record. NCBI's taxonomy places the organism in Eukaryota, Metazoa, Arthropoda, Insecta, Diptera, Calliphoridae. The coding region runs from base 40 to 2064 and encodes 674 amino acids. The transcript is spliced from 10 exons. Gene Ontology annotation, molecular function: metal ion binding.